AUGCUUUCUCCAGAUCCUUCCGGGCACUUUUCCCAUUCUCACCACUCUUCCUCUUCAUCUUCCCGCAAUCUUCCAAACGCUCCAGGUCUCUCUAUCUCUUCUGCAUCGCGACAACUUGGCUUGCCACUUCAUCCUCUUUAUUGUUCUCCGCUUGGUGCAGACGAGACUGAUAUUACCAUCAGCCCUGUGCCAGGCUCAACAAUCAUAUCAGGCUCUAGCUCUAUUUCAGAAUCCGGUUCACCACUAUCGCUAUCUGCUCGACCAAUGCCAGACAAUCGAACAGCUCCAGAUGAGGCUGGCGAACGGUGA
Messenger RNA from Protopolystoma xenopodis, 309 nucleotides. Lineage: Eukaryota; Metazoa; Platyhelminthes; Monogenea; Polystomatidea; Polystomatidae. The record is from the annotation of a GenBank genome assembly.